AUUCCAACCAACACCAAUGUGAGUGGAUUUUUCACUGUUGAAGAGGCGCUAAGGGGAGGCGCCUGUGUUCGACUGUCAAUAUGGAUCUCGCGCCAGGCCCAGAUACGUCGGAUACUCUCAACAAGACCUCAGUCGUGGAGUUGAAUGUGGUGGAGACGGGGGAUGCGAAGAUCGAGGAUGAUGCUCUGUCGCGACCCGCGAUAGAGAAGUCAAAAUCCCCUACAUCUGAUGCGAGGGACGCUAGUGAUGAAUCUGGCGAAGAAUGGGAGACGGACUCAUUGUAUGAAGAAGCACUUCAUUUUGUUCGAGAUGAUCAACUCUCAUCUGUCCCAGAUGCAUGCACACCACAAGAAGCAGCCGCCUAUCGCAAGCUCCUACGCGAAAUCGGAAAGGUUGCUUUUGUCGAGGAGACGAUUGGAAAGGGUACAAUAACAGCAAAGAAACUCCUGACUGCUUUUGGUGUCGUUCCUCCAUCUUUCCUUGAAGAUGCCCCUGACGAGGCCUACCACCCAUUACUGGGCAUUGUCAUUUCCCGAGAAUUCGCGAAGCGGCAAAAGUUAAACGAGUACAAUUCUAUCGAGGAUGCGGUUAACCUGUUGAAGAAGUCGAAGAACGUUAUUGUCAUUACUGGCGCCGGGAUCUCUACUAGCCUGGGAAUUCCAGACUUCCGUUCCAAAGACACCGGUCUUUAUUCGCGACUGGAACAUCUCGGACUCAAUGAUCCACAGGAGGUAUUUGAUAUUUCGCUUUUCCACGAGGAUCCAAGCAUCUUCUUUUCGGUCGCAAAGGACAUCCUUCCUACUGAGAAGCAUUUCUCUCCUACCCACGCUUUCAUCAAGCUGUUGCAGGACAAGGGCAAAUUAUUGACGAACUAUACACAAAAUAUCGACAAUAUUGAGGCCAAUGCGGGAGUUAAACCCGAGAAGAUUGUGCAAUGUCACGGGUCUUUUGCAACAGCAACAUGUACCAAAUGUGGUUUUAAAGUGCCAGGAGAUGCAAUCUUCGACACUAUUAAAUCGGGUAAGAUUCCUCUCUGCAAGCGCUGCAAAGAACAGAUUGCUUUGCAACCGCAAGCCUUGAAGCGGAAGCGUAGCUCGAACGGUCUUCAAAAUAAUCGCAAGAAGGGCUCUUCUCACGAGGACUCCGAUGAGGAAGACUAUGACAUUCCUACCCCUGGUGUUAUGAAGCCCGAUAUUACCUUCUUUGGAGAAGACCUUCCUGAUGAGUUUGGAAGGCGACUAGUCGAGGAAGAUCGCGAGGUGGCCGACUUGGUUAUAGUGAUUGGGACAUCCAUGAAAGUAGCGCCAGUGGCUGAUGUUCCCAGCAUUAUACCGAGCACAGUACCUCAGAUCUACAUAUCACGCACACCUGUAUCACAUAUCGGCUUCGAUAUCGAUCUGUUAGGAGAUUGUGAUGUAGUUGUAGCGGAGCUUUGUCGACGAGCUGGGUGGGAGUUGGAACACAGUAUGAUACCCGAUGAUCAGAAGGUUGAAGUCGCGCAAGAAGAGGGUUAUUUGUCAAGGCAUACAUUCAGCGUUGUAUAGCGUGUCAUAGGCUUUUCACGACUCUUGUUUUGUGGGCAUUCAUCCUUUGGGAACGGCGUUACUGAUUUUCUGUGGUUGAAUAGUCAUGUUCGACUAAUGCUAGGAGGCCGAUGGAAUGGCAUGGCUACUGCACGAAUUUAGUGAUCUAGAGUAAUGAUGAUAGGCAAUUUGUCCACAUGUGCAGAG
This is a messenger RNA of Talaromyces stipitatus ATCC 10500, 1730 nucleotides long. Its product is annotated as histone deacetylase SIR2, putative. Gene Ontology annotation, molecular function: NAD+ binding. The record is from RefSeq and is a predicted model, not a curated record. The transcript is spliced from 5 exons. NCBI's taxonomy places the organism in Eukaryota, Fungi, Ascomycota, Eurotiomycetes, Eurotiales, Trichocomaceae. Bases 81 to 1544 code for a protein of 487 amino acids.